Messenger RNA from Mercenaria mercenaria, 2217 nucleotides. RefSeq names its product salivary glue protein Sgs-3-like. NCBI's taxonomy places the organism in Eukaryota, Metazoa, Mollusca, Bivalvia, Venerida, Veneridae. The record is from RefSeq and is a predicted model, not a curated record. The transcript is spliced from 7 exons. Bases 828 to 1565 code for a protein of 245 amino acids.
AAAGCGUGGCAGUCGAUGGACUGUCACCAUCGUGCUGUCGCGUUUCUCCAUCGUACUGUCGCGCUUUCGCUAACGUACUGUCGCGCUUCGCCUUCGUUCUGUCGCGCUUCGCCCUGGUACCAUCAUACCGUCGCGCUUCAUAGGGAGCAGGCGUUGGCUCUAACAGAACACCGCAGAUUGACGAUUUUUCUUCUCUUCCGAUGUAAACAAUACAAAAAGGAAACUAAAAAUUUAAAUUCAUACAUUGGAUGUUACUCUCUUGAAGAGAGGUGCUUCAAUCAAUAUUGAAGAAAUAUAAAUGUAAAGAAGAGGAAGAAGAAUGUCGGACAGUUUCACGUACAGUGUGAAAUUAUUCUGUAAUUUAGCCAUUUUCUGCAGAUUUUUCGGCUUAUUUUCCUGUGACAACAGUGUAACAAACAGAUGUCCUGGAAACCUUCCAAAAGACAAAUAUCUACGUGUUCACGGGGACAAAUGUUACAGAUUUAUAACAAGCGAAGUUAGCUGGACAUCAGCACGUGAUCAUUGCAGACGAACAGGAGGGCAUCUAAUUUCCAUCACGAGCCGUGAUGUACAGAUUUUUGUGGAACGAACAUUGCACGAGCUUUGGUCGGAAAAUAGAAUGUGGAUUGGGGCUUAUGAGAAAGACUCGGAAAUGGGCUGGUUUUGGGAAACAGGUGAAGAGGUGCGCUCAGGAUUCCAGAAUUGGGACCGAGGACAGCCAAGCUGUUUACUUUUUUGGUGUUAUGAAGACUGCGCAUGUCUGAGGUUAGAUAAAGAUUACAAGUGGCACGGCUGCCUAUGUAACACUCCCUUGAAGCGGUACGGAUAUGCCUGCCAAUACAACUUGCUUUCUCUCCCAAAACAACGUCAACAAAGAUACACCAUCACCACCACCACAACAACAACUCCAACUACAUCAUCCCCAACUACAACAACCACAACAACAACGACCCCAACAACAACAACCACAACUAGAGUCAACAACCCCAACUACAACAAUCCCAACAACAACCCCAUCUACAACCCCAACUACAACGACCCCAACUACAACGACCUCAACAACAACCACAACUACAACAACCACAACAACAACGACCCCAACUACAACAGUAUUACCAACACGACCACGAACAAGUACACAAACUACAAGAAAGGAAUUCGAAAAAAACCCAACGAAAUAUAGGGAAACGAUAACGGUAAAGAAAACAAAAAGUACAACUAAUCCUGAACAGACAACGGAGCUUAAUGUAUCUAUGCGGGAAGUAACAGGCAGUGUGGUUGGAAUCGUUUUGUCAUGUGUUGUUUUCAUCGCCUGUCUUGCUGGUGGCGUCUUCAUCUGUAGAAGGCGAUACAGAAAGCAGAAUGUUGGAUGCAACAAUGUUUUAUUCACAGCCGCUCCUACUAAUGAAACAAGGUACAGGGUCAAGGACACAGACGUUGUAGCUGUGUCAGGUGCAUAUAAUUGCACCUCUGAUGAUGCAGACGAGCACAGCUAUGAUUGUAUUGAUGAGGGAGCGGUUGGAGGGCAAUAUGACUAUGUAGAUAACCUCCCUGUAAAGAUAUAAACAGUCCUGUAGAGGUCGCAUACGUUAAAGAGAACAUCUAUGACACUGUCACUACACACGAAGAGGCGGGGCCUGAGCAAGAUGAAGCAGGAGCUUGUGGCGAAGAUACCCCGCCGCCAUGCCCUGGAACGGAUGUUAUAAAGUUUGCUCCGGAAUUCUUGAAGAAAGACACAGAUGUAUCACAAGCAUAUUUCAAUAACUUAUAUGAAUAUAUAACAAGUUACCAUAAGGUUGAUAAAACAGGAAAGAUGGAGUUGAUGGACAGUGAGCUAAUUCAGUCAUUUUAUAGAGUAUUACAAUCCUCCAAAACUGAAGAACAAUAAUACUGUAAUGCGAAGAGUCAUAUUAUAUUUAUGAUCUGCUAAAGUGUUUGCUUCUUUUUGUACCUUUAUAGCCAUUGAAUGGAUUAACCGAAAUAUUUUCAGGAAAUAGAUUAUUAAAUAUUGUAUUUGCAAAUAUAUAUUUAUAUAACGUUCAAAGUAGUAUUGUAUCUAUUGUAAAUAUAGGUAGACUAUGUUGUUGUAGCUGGUUUACAUCUUAUUUACAUUUUAGUGAGUUCUUAGCUACAAAGUCUCAAGCGAGGAUACAAGACCAAAAGCACAAAAAGUACAAUAUCAUCAGUACUCUUUAAGUUCCAUAUUUUUUUCAAAAA